GGUAACCGUUUGUUUUGCCCACUUCGGCUGUCUGCCAGGUCGAAUUCUGUUUGACUCAAAAUAAAUAAAACGGCGGCGUUAUCUUGUGGUAUUAAUCACCGAGGCGUUUCGUUUGAGCACUUUCUGAGUGACGGAUCGGGCGUUUUCGUUUCGCGGCCAUGGACGAUGAAACGCUAAACAUUCCUCAGCUGGAGUUGGAGGCUGUCAUCGGCUUUAACGGAUACGUGCCUUUUGGCCUGAGGCUGCAUCCAGACGGGAAGUACCUGAUCUAUCCUCUGGGAAGUGUUAUUAUUCUGAAGAGAAUCGAGGAUGGCAAGCAGGAGUUCCUGCACGGACACUCAAACAAUGUAUCCUGCUUUUCUGUGUCCAAAAGUGGAUCCUACAUGGCCUCUGGGCAGGUCAACUUUAUGAGCACUAAGGCAGCAGUGAUCAUCUGGAACUAUGCGGAGAGAACAAUCCACGCCCAGCUGGUGCUCCACAAGGCUAAGGUCGAAGCAGUCGCCUUCUCCCCCAAUGACAAGUACCUGGUGUCUCUUGGGGGCAAAGAUGAUGGCAGCAUCGUUGUAUGGAAUGUCCAGACCAAGCAGGCCAUCUGCGGGAGCGCAGCUUCAGCCUACGGCGCCGGCCACUGCCUCACCAUCCAAUACUCCAACACCGACGACAACAUCUUCACGUCGGGUGGCAGCGGAACACUGCGGGUCUGGGAGUUGGACCUUGCCAACAGAAAGAUCUGGCCCACUGAGUGCAGGACAGGCAAGCUGGCAAGGACUGUGAAAUGUAUAGAGAUUUCAGAGGAUGAUAAUUUUAUGUUCUGUGGCACUACAAGUGGGGACAUAAUGAAAAUCAACAUGAAGAUGAAGCUUCUGAAUCACUGUGGUCCAACUAAAGUAAAGUACAACCUGGGUGUCAAUGUCCUCAAGCUGUUGGACUCUGGAGACCUGCUUGUUGGCUCUGGAUCUGGCACCUUGGCUCUGUGCUGCAAGAAAACUUUCCAAGCUCUCAGGCAACAACAGCUGGAGAAGGCGGUCACCUCCAUCGCCGCCGGCGACCUUGGAGAGCAGCUCUUUGUCGGCACAGAGGCGGCUCACAUCUACCGCCUCACUUUUAUGGAUUUUGAAGCCGAGCUCAUCUCCACGGGCCACAGGAGCGCCGUCAAGGACAUAGCCAUUCCCUUUGCCACCUCUCAGUUGUUUGCAACGUGCUCUGAGGAAGACAUCAGACUGUGGCUGGUGGGCAGGCCCAAAGAGCUGCUGCGCAUCACCGUCACCAACAUGACCUGCAACGCCCUGGACUUCAUGGCUGACGGGCACAGCAUCAUCAGCGCGUGGAACGACGAUAAGAUCCGCGUGUUUGGGCCGGAAAGCGGAAGGCUGAUGCUCACCAUUGACAACGCGCACAGAAUGGGCGUGACGGCCAUCGCCGGCACCAGGGACUGCAAGAGGAUCGUCAGUGGAGGAGGAGAGGGGCAGGUGCGUGUUUGGGAGCUGCUGCCUCACGGCCACCGUUUGGUGGAGAUCAUGAAGGAGCACAAAGCUGCCGUGUCUUGUGUCAAAAUCAAGAGCGACGACAAAGAGUGCGUCACGGCCAGCCUGGAUGGCGUCUGCAUCAUCUGGGACUUGGUGCGAUUUGUUAGCCUUCAAAGGAUGAUCGCCAACACGCUUUUCCGGACCGCGUGCUACCAUCCAGAUGAACACCAGAUCAUCACCAGUGGAACUGACAGAAAGGUCACUUACUGGGACGUGUAUGACGCCUCCUCCAUCAGAGAACGGGAGGGCUCCCAGUCAGGGGCCAUUAACAGCCUGCACAUCACACAGGACGGCAGACACUUUGUGACAGGCGGAGAUGACAAGCAGGUGAAGGUGUGGGACUACAUGCUCGGAAAUGUCACCCACGUGGGUGUGCCUCAUGGUGCCAGCGUCACCUGCACCAGGAUCUGCUCCAACAACCGCAUCCUGGUCAGCUCCAGCGCCGACGGAGGCAUUUGGCGAUGGAAGUUCCCUCACCCUCCCUCUUCCUAUUAAACCGUUAGACUAGCCCUUACAAUCAUCUCUUACAGGUGAUUUGCAAAUGUUAGCAUAGCAAUUCUCACAGGUUCCGCUAAGCAUUCAGAAAGGAUUCAAACUCUAUGCAAAGCGAACUUGACUGGACAACAGAGGACGGUGGCUGGAUUCACACAGCAUUAUUAAAUGUGCAUGGCAUUGCGCUGAAGUGUUUUAUUGAUUUAAAUGAGUAUAACUGACCACCGGACAGUUAGCCGGCUCUCCGUGUCUCCUGCAACUAUUGAAAAAUCUGAUCCCAAGUGCAAUUGUUUAUUUCUUUUACAUGUGCAGUAAAACUUUGUCAAGUAGAUGUGUAGCAACAGACAAUGUGACAAUAGUCAUUUUAAAUCUUGAAGU
Fundulus heteroclitus (mummichog) is the source of this 2396-nucleotide messenger RNA. It is a transcript of the gene cfap52, whose product is annotated as cilia and flagella associated protein 52. The transcript has 14 exons. The record is from RefSeq and is a predicted model, not a curated record. Gene Ontology annotation, molecular function: protein binding. Gene Ontology annotation, biological process: cilium assembly. The coding region runs from base 159 to 2021 and encodes 620 amino acids. NCBI's taxonomy places the organism in Eukaryota, Metazoa, Chordata, Actinopteri, Cyprinodontiformes, Fundulidae.